AUGUGUUUUCGCCGUUGUCAACCUCUGCCGGAGAAUCCCCAUUCUCCACAAGUCAAUGGCGUCGAAGAAUGCAAAAUGGCUUGCGAAAGUACAUAUGGUAGAGCAGGAAAUCUCUAUCUCAAACUCUCAGCUUACGAUAUCGGUAGUCCCGUACUCAGCCCUGCACCCAUAACCGAAGGAAAAUUGAAACGACUCCAAGGGGUGUUGCCUGAUUUCUUGAAAACCAAGGCUAUCUACAACAACGUCACUCUAGAUACAAACUUGUUUAACGAUGCUAAAACGGAAGAAGAAGCACGAGAAUUGCAGAUAUUUAACCCUGCUUGUUUAGUCAUUGCUACAAAUAACUUCAGCUUGACAAAUAAAUUGGGAGAAGGGGGAUUUGGGCCAGUUUACAAGGGAAAUUUGCACAACGGACAGGAAAUAGCAGUGAAAAGAUUAUCACAAAGCUCUGGACAAGGUAUCGAAGAGUUGAAGAAUGAGAUUAUAUUGAUCUCCAAACUUCAACACCGUAACCUUGUGAAACUGCUGGGAUGUUGCAUUGAAGGAAAUGAAAAGAUGUUAAUAUAUGAGUACAUGCCCAACAAAAGCCUGGAUGCAUUUCUAUUUGAUCCCAGGGAAAAUGCACGACUAGAUUGGGAUACACGCUUCAAUAUUAUUGGAGGGAUUGCUCGAGGGCUUCUUUACCUGCAUCGUGAUUCUCGGUUAAGAGUUAUACAUAGAGAUCUCAAAGUUAGUAAUAUUCUAUUAGAUGAAGACAUGAACCCGAAAAUUUCAGAUUUUGGCAUGGCACGAAUUUUCGGUGGGAAACAGACCAUAGCAAAUACCACCUGGGUUGUUGGCACAUUUGGCUAUAUGUCUCCAGAAUAUGUAACAAAAGGGACAUUUUCGAAGACAAGCUAA
Molecule: messenger RNA, 900 nt
Organism: Papaver somniferum (opium poppy)
Lineage: Eukaryota; Viridiplantae; Streptophyta; Magnoliopsida; Ranunculales; Papaveraceae
Product: G-type lectin S-receptor-like serine/threonine-protein kinase B120
Exons: 6
Coding region: 1-900 (299 amino acids)
Biological process (GO): protein phosphorylation
Molecular function (GO): protein kinase activity; ATP binding
Source: RefSeq, a predicted model, not a curated record